GAACCUGAAGAGAAGAAUGGAGAAGAUCCUCCGAAGAAGACAAAAGAACCAAAGAAGAAGACAACGAAGGUUGAAGAAGAGAAGGAGGCCGAAGAGGUGUCAAUGAAGGAGGAGGAUGACAAGGAAGAGGAUGAGGAGGAGGAUGAAGACGAAGUGAGCAAAAUGCGGAAGGAAAAGCGCAAACAGUACUGGGAACGCUUUAAGAGCAAGAAGAAUCAGGCUGCAAAGGUUGUUGGAGCUGUGGCCCUCCAGACGAAGGAGGAUGUGAAGAAGCGAAAGAAAGAAGGUGAGGUCGGAGCGAAGGACAACAAUGAAAAGAAAGGGAAUGAGGAGAUGAAGAAGCGAAAGACGAAAGCGCCCCAGGAAUCUAAAGAGGAGGUUGAGAAGAAGGAAGGGGAAACUGCGAUUAUGUUGCAAAGCAGUGAUGAGGAAGCAGCAGCCACCAUGGAUGACCGUGGGAGACCUCUGAUCCCAAAUGAAGCUGAGGCAAGUGAGGAACAAAAGAAAAAGACUGAGGUGAUCAUGGCAUCCCUGGGCAACAUCCACAAAACCCUCAGCUGGACCACAAACGAUGACAUAGUGGCAGCGCAAAGAAAGAUGAAAAAGGUGAAGCUAGCAGAGGAGGAAGAAGGUGAGGGCUCAGGCGAUGACGAUGACAAGAUGCUUCGUGAAGCCGAAGAGGAAUCAGAGGAGAAAAAGAAAAGCAAAGGGCGAGGACGAGGAAGGGGCAGAGGAAGAGGAAAG
Durusdinium trenchii is the source of this 744-nucleotide messenger RNA. The record is from the annotation of a GenBank genome assembly. NCBI's taxonomy places the organism in Eukaryota, Dinophyceae, Suessiales, Symbiodiniaceae.